Molecule: messenger RNA, 2343 nt
Organism: Lodderomyces jiufengensis
Lineage: Eukaryota; Fungi; Ascomycota; Pichiomycetes; Serinales; Debaryomycetaceae
Gene: KSP1
Product: putative serine/threonine protein kinase
Exons: 1
Coding region: 1-2343 (780 amino acids)
Biological process (GO): intracellular signal transduction; protein phosphorylation
Molecular function (GO): ATP binding; protein serine/threonine kinase activity
Source: RefSeq, a predicted model, not a curated record
AUGGAACAAUUUGAACAAUAUGAUAAAGGGAAAUUUUUGAGAGAUCGUUAUAUAAAAGUUAGUGAUAUAAGUGAAGGUUCUUAUGGUUUAGUAUCUGUUGCAAAAGAUACUAAAAGAAAAGAUUUAUUAGUUGCAGUUAAAUUUAUUUACCCUGUUGAUUAUAAGAAAAGAAAAGAUUCAACAUCAACAUCAAUAACAAAUAAAAGAAGACCUUCAUCAAGUCCUGCAAGAUUAAAAUCUCCUCAAAUUGGUUCACCAAAUAAACAUCAACAAAAUUCAAUUUUUACAAGUUUAUUAAAUGAAGCUCAAAAAGAAAUUAAAAUUCAUGAGAUUUUAGGUUCACAUCCUCAUAUAUCACAAUUAUAUGAUCAUUUUGAUUCAUGUUUAAUAUUGGAGUUUUGUUCAAGAGGUGAUUUAUAUGAAGCAAUACAUAAUGGGAAUGGACCAGUAACAACUCAAGAUUUAAAAGAUGUAUUUCAACAAAUUUUAAAUGCUGUUGAAUUUUGUCAUUCAAAGGGAGUUUAUCAUAGAGAUUUAAAACCUGAAAAUAUUUUAAUUGCUGAAGAUUGGAGUAUAAAAUUAUGUGAUUGGGGUUUAGCUACAACUAAUAAAUUUAUAUCAAAUAAAGAUGAAUUUGAUAUUGGAAGUGAAAGAUAUAUGGCUCCUGAAUUAUUUGAUAAUGAAAUUGAAUCUUAUGAUGCUUCUAAAAUUGAUAUUUGGUCAAUUGGGAUUAUAUUAUUAACAUUAGUAUUUCACAAGAAUCCAUUUCAAGUUGCAAAUUAUUCAGAUAAAAGAUUUUUACAAUUUGCAAGUAAUAGAGAAGCAUUAUUUGAUAUUUUUUCGACAAUGAGUGGAGACUUGUUUUCAGUUUUAAGAUUUUGUUUAACAAUUGAUCCAGAUAAUAGAGACUUAAAAAAUGUAUCUGAAGAAUUGGAUGCAUUAAGAUUUUUUACAAUUGAUGAAGAAUAUGAUGCAAGUGAUUAUGAAGAAGAAGAUGAAGAAGAAGAUAAUUAUAUAUCAUAUGAUGAAGUUGAAGAAAAAAAUCGAUUAUCAAAUGUUACAGUUCCAAGUUCUCAAUCAAGUAGUGUUAAAUCCACUAAUGGGAAAAUUGAUGAUAUUGGUUCAAGCUCAAAUUCUGAUAAAUCAAAUUCACCACCAGAUUCUCAAUAUGAAAUUCCUCAUAAUCAUAGAGCUGAUGCACUUUUAUCAACAAAUACAAAAGCAAAACCUAUUCCAAUUAAUACUCAUGAUUUUAAAUUUAUUAGAAAUACUAGAAAACCAUUAAAUGUUGCAUCUUUUAAUCAAGUUGCAAUUAUGAAUAGAAAUGGAUAUACAAAUAGUCAUAAUAAUAAUAAUAACAACAAUAGUUGUUAUAACAAUAAAUUACAAAAUUUCAAUAGAGAAGAUUAUUUUACUCCAAAGUCUGUUUUCAAUCAUUAUAUGGAUAAAUAUGGAGAAAAGAAACGUAACCCUCAACUUAAUGGUAAUAUAAAUGGUAAUGGAACUUAUGAUACUUCAAAUAAUAAUAACAACUACAAAAAACCACCAUUGAGAAGAAAACGAACAUGGAAAGCUAAUCAAAAUAGAUACAAACAAAAUGGAGCUGGUCAACAUCAUCAUCACAAAAGUGUUAAUGGUAGAUCAUCUCAUCAUGAAAAAUUCAACAAUAGUUAUAAUCAAAAUGGUGGUACUACAAUUUUAAAUGGUAAUGUCAAAAAGAAUGGAAAUUUAUCAUCUACUUAUCAUCCUUUACCUCAUCCUUCAUCUUUUAAUGGUUCAGCAAGUUCAGGAAAAUAUAUUCCACCAAAUUUACGUUCUCCAGUACAACAACCUCACCAAAGAUCACCAUUACUCGAAGAGAUGGAUAAUUUAUCAUUAGGUAACGGAGAUGAAGAAGUUUUCCAUUUAGAAGAUGAUUUUGAGACUAGUGAAUCAAACAAAAAUAGUAAUUCUAUUGGAGAUAGUACUACUAAUGAUAUUUUCUCAAUGUACAAUAAUAAUGGCGGUAAUAGAUUAGAUAAUGGAAAUGGUCCAAAGGGUUCAAUUAAAGCAUUAAAAGCUUCUCCAACUCAAGGAAUUUCCAAUUCUAAAUAUAUUCCCCCUUUUAGAAGAGCUUCAAUUUCAAGAACCAAUAAUAUAACUGGAAGUUUAAAUAAUAAUCAUUUACAACCACAACAACCUCAACAACAACACCAACAACAAAUACAAUUCAAAAAUACAUUUAUGAAUAAUGAUAAUAAUAAUGGUAAUGCUACAACUAUUAAUAAUAAUAAUGAAAAAAUAAUUACUAAUAGUUUUGAUGACUUAUAUACUGGUGAAAAGAUAGACUGGAGUGAUUAUUAG